Messenger RNA from Alternaria rosae, 2494 nucleotides. Its product is annotated as spindle assembly checkpoint component Mad1. Gene Ontology annotation, biological process: attachment of mitotic spindle microtubules to kinetochore; mitotic spindle assembly checkpoint signaling. The record is from RefSeq and is a predicted model, not a curated record. The transcript has a single exon. Lineage: Eukaryota; Fungi; Ascomycota; Dothideomycetes; Pleosporales; Pleosporaceae. Gene Ontology annotation, cellular component: mitotic spindle; nuclear envelope; kinetochore. The coding region runs from base 185 to 2350 and encodes 721 amino acids.
UGCGACAACAAGAACGACCAAUUACUCACCACUCGCCCUGAAUCUGCGCCGUGUCGCGAAGGAAAGGACAUCCCUCGCCAAUACGAAAUGGCGUAAUCGCUGCCUUCAUAUCUGAACUACCACUACAUACGUUCCUUACCCCAUUUCGGCACAACAAACAAACCAACACGGAGUCGCUCCUACCAUGGCGGUGCGCAACACGACACAGCCCUCCUUCAACUUCCUCACCGGCGAGGAGGAGGAGCCAACGCCCGCGCCUGCGACUACCAAGCGAGAACCUCUGCGCGAAACUUUUCGAACCACACUACGAGCCUCACAGAAUGCGCCGCACACGGUUGUGCCUUCUGAUCCGAUCAAUGAAGACCUCCGCGCCCAACUCAAUACCGUGCGAUAUGAGCUCGAGACCGCGAAACAAGAAAAGGAGAUGAUGAAGCUGGAGCAUGCGCAAGAACUCCGCGACGCCCAAAACCGUGCCGAUGCCGACUUUCGCAAAGCCCAGCAAGUCGAGGCAUCGAAUACCCUCACUGCGAAGAAAUAUGAUGCGCUGACCAAGGAGAUGGCUGAGGCACAGACGAAGGCUGCCAAUGAGCGGCAAGCGCUGGAACGGCGAUUGCGGGAGAGCCAAGAGAGGGCGCAAUCGCUACAAGAGGAAUACGAUGAGGUUAAGGAGGAGUUGUCGACGUCGCAACGGCAGAACGAGCACAGAUACAAUACCCUACAAACAGAGCACAAGGCGCUGAAGGAGAGUGUGGAGGAGAUGCAUGCAGAUCUACAAGCCAAGGUCAAUGCUCUACAAACGUCGCAGAAGAAGCUUGCGCAGAAGGAAGAGGAAGUCGGUCAGAUGGAGGCUGAGGUCUUGCGCCUGAAGGCAAUCACAGGAGAUGCGGAAACACUGGCAGUCAUCAAGAGGGAACUCUCCGAUCAGGUCGCACACAUCAAGAAGCUGGAGACCCUGACGAGGGAACAGAAUGCUGAGCUUAAGCAGUACCGGAAGCAACACAAGGCGAUUGAGGUGGUCGAGGAGGAGAAGAGGUCGCUGCAGACAAAGUUGCGCAUGAUGGAUGAUCUACAACGGCAGCUAGGAGAGGCAGAGCUGAGGAAGCAGGUCCUAGAAGAAGAGCGUGACUCGUGGACGUCGUACCUGGAGGCCGAAGCAGAGAUACACGGUGAAGUCCUCUUCGAGACACCCCAAGACCUCGCGCGAGCCUUCAUCCAAGAGCGCAUAGAGAGAACGGAUCUUCUCAACAGGUUGGGCGAGAUCAAGCCCGAGCUCACUGUCAAGGACGCUACCAUAGAAGCACUCGAAGAGGAGAAGGCCAAAUUGCAAGCCGAGAUCCAACAAAUCAAGGCCGCCGGGAACACUGCCGCGACGAACAGUGCAGACGCAAAGGUACGAGCGCGUCUCGAACGACAGAAAGCUCUAGCCACAAAGGAAGUCGACUUCCUGCGCGCCCAAGUCAAAGCCUUUGACGACGAAGAGCGUGAAAUGCAGCCCGACAUAUUCGACGCUGCAAAGUCUGAGCGCAUAAAGGAGCUUGAAGAUCUCGUCGACCAAUAUCGCAAAGAGAUCGACACUCUACAACAAGAGUUCAACAAUCUGGAGAAACCCGCGCCUGCGACAACAGGCCAGAAGCGCGCUCUCGACACAGACGAGAAUGACGAACGCGUAGGCGAACUACGUCGGAAGAACCGCCAACUACAAGACGACCUUCACGCCCUGCAAAAGAAGCAGAAACUUGUCGAAUCCGAAUACAAAGCCCAGCACUCGCAGCUGAAGAAGCUGAAAGAGUCUUCGCGAACACGCGUCCUAGAGCUAAAAUCCAACCCCACCGCCGACGCCGAAGCCCUCAAGUUGAGCACCGUACGCAAUCUCCGCGAAGCCAACGCCCAGCUCAUCGACCAGCUGGAAAAUCAGAAAACACCACCCUCUACCGUCCCCGCUGCCACACUCGACGCCGCGCGAGACGAGCUCGAAGAAAUAAAAACCCAACUCGCCUCCUCUGAGAAGAAGAUCAAGCGUCUCAAACAAAUCUGGGCAGCCAAAUCCCUCGAGUUCAGAGAAGCCGUCGCUUCCAUCCUAGGCUGGAAACUAGACUUCAUGCCCAACGGCCGCGUGAAAGUGACCAGCAUGUUCAAACAAGCGGACGAAGACGGAGAGAACAGUAUAGUGUUUGACGGCGAGAACGGGACGAUGAAAGUGUCGGGUGGAGAGCAGAGUGUGUUUGCGGGCGAGAUACGCGAUCAGAUUGUGUAUUGGGUUGAGGGCAGGAAGGAGAUUCCUUGUUUCCUUGCUGCGCUUACGUUGGAGUUCUGGGAGAGGGGCCCGGGCGGGCAGACGAUGCAUGGGUAGGUGACUAGAGAUGGAGAUGGAGAUUGAGGUGGAGCGAGUCGAUGUGUACGGUAUAGCGGUAUGACGCCUGGUUCGUCCAAUGUAAUGAUGAUUUCAAAGUAAUGAUACAGGUACUCUUUCUCCGUAACAUAUAUCACACCAUGC